Exserohilum turcica Et28A is the source of this 1335-nucleotide messenger RNA. RefSeq lists its product as uncharacterized. The record is from RefSeq and is a predicted model, not a curated record. Bases 1 to 1290 code for a protein of 429 amino acids. Gene Ontology annotation, molecular function: dioxygenase activity. NCBI's taxonomy places the organism in Eukaryota, Fungi, Ascomycota, Dothideomycetes, Pleosporales, Pleosporaceae. The transcript has 5 exons.
AUGUGGCUAGCGUACUUGGAGACAACUGAAGCUAUCUACCUGCCCACGCCCAUGCCGCAUGGCGCUCCACCCCGACCCGGUCUGAUCGUGCAGCGCUUCCCCGGCGGCCUUACGUGGUCGCCUGCUAUUGGAGUGCGCGGGUUCAUGCAUACGCAUGCAGCUCGCUGCACUCCCGUUACUAGCAAGAAAAAUAACAUGGCGACCACAACUACCGCUACCACGGAAGCCGAAACAUGGGUCCAUUACCACGACGGCGGAGUCCCUGGUCGCCGCCGCGUCCUCAAAGGCACAGCGGCAAAACCCACAUUUACCGCGCUCCCCAAGAUAGAUUUCCAGCGCAUAUACUCGGACAGUCUCGCUGAUAGAAAAGAGCUGGCGGCCCAAGUCGGCGCUGCGUGUCGCGACAUUGGCUUCUUCUACGCUGUAAACCAUGGAGUCGACGACGAGAUGCUGCAAGAUACAAUGGACGCAUUGAAGCGCUACUUUGCACUCCCCACCCACGUCAAGAUGGAGACGCAUAACCAGAAAACGGACAAGUUUAGAGGGUACGAGGCGUUUUUGGAGGGCAAACUCGAUCCAAGCACGAGGGGUGAUGUAAAAGAAGGCUUCCUCAUGGGCGAAGACUUCACCGACCCAGAGCAACUCUCCCUGCUAACCUCGACGCCCAACCCGCCCACCCACACACCCCGCAACCAAUGGCCUACACAUCCCUCGGCCCUCUUCUGGCGCCCAGCCCUCUACCGCUACUACCGCGCCAUGUUCGCCUUCAGCAAGCGCAUGCUGCGUGUAUUUGCCCUCGCCCUCGACCUCCCCGAAGACGCCUUCGACGCCAUCACCACACACCCCAUGACCAACGUGCGCGCAGUGCAUUAUCCCCCGCAGCAGUGCGAGUCCGACGUCGGGAUAGGCGCCCACACGGACUUUUGCUGGUUCACGCUCGUGUGCCAAUCGCCCACGGCGUAUCCCGCGCUCGAAGUGCUCAACGGCAACGGCGAGUGGAUUCCCGUGCUGCCGGAGCCGCACACGUUUGUCGUCAACAUUGCCGAUUUCCUCAAACUAGUCACGGGCGGCACCUGGCAGAGCACUGUGCAUCGUGUGCGGAAUAUGGGUGGCGAGGAGCGCUAUAGCAUUCCGUUUUUCUUUAGCCCCAAUGAAGAUGCGAGCGUCAGUGUUGUGCGGCAUUUACGCAGCGACGGUGUCGCGUAUGCCGAGUUUGGCGUUGGCGAGUAUUUCCAGAAGAGGCUGGAUAUAGAUCGGAGGACGCAUUUGGAGGGGCAUGCUGGGGAAUGAAGAUGUUUGUGAGAAUUAAGAGAGAGAGAGAGAGAGAGAGAGAGA